CAACAUUGACAAAUAACAAAAGGAUCAACUGAGUGCGUAACAGUUGAGGGCAAGCGACCAACAGAUAUUGUAUAUUGCAGUAAACAGAUACAUUUAUACUAGUUGUGCUUAUCCCACAUAUAGAGAGUAAUAUAGAAAAUAUAAAUUGAAGAACUGAAGAUAAGAAAAGUAAAAAAGAAAUUUAUUGAAGUUUAUUAUAAGAAAGCAAUCGUAUGGAAUAAAUUUUCUUCAUGCAAGUAUAUGGUCCGUUUAACUACCUUCAUACAUCGAAUGGACAAAUGUUAAGCAAUGGAUGGUAUGUUAUCUGGACGAAGUGUUGGAGAAGAGGCAAAUCCAAUUUGUAAAUAAUCAAUAAACUCAAGCUAUGCUUUUAAGUGCUUGCAACAUGUGCAAAAAGGUGUCAUAGCGAGAAACAUUACAAUUCAUAAGAAUCCAUUCGAAUGCGUUGAACAAAAAAUCCAACAAAAACAACAAUAAGUGAACAUUUUACUUUAAAAGAAAUAAAAGAAAAACGAAUCAAGUUGGAAAAAAAUCCUACAAAUAAAAACAAUAGAAAAAAGUGGAAAACUGCAAUAUUACAUACUCAUAUACUGGCACCAAGUGAAAACGAAAUAAACGUUUGUCUUCAGUACGCACCCAACAGUAAUGUUCCAAUUGUUCUCGUACUCAAACAGUCAAACAAAAACUUAGCACUUAUAUUGUCACAUGCACAACACACAUAGUUGUUGUGAACAAACAAUAUUUUGUUGCAUUCAACAACAGCAACUGUUUGUACUAUUGCCAUUGUGCGGGAAAAUGCUGAAAACAAUUUAACAACAUCAACAGUAACUGCAGUGGCAGCAUCAACAACAAUUGCUAUUGAAAUUGUUCAUCUUAAUAGUACAUGUGUGUGUUUGAGUGCUUGAAUGAAGGAAUGAAUGAAUGAGUGAAUGGGAGUGUGUAAUGUUUAUAUUGAGUGUUGUAAUAUCAGUUUGUGCAUCAAAAUAAAAUGUUAAAUGUGUCACAUGUGACAUUUCUAUAAACAUAUAUAGACAAUUUAACGACAACCCGAAUUACGGCCAAAAUAGAAAUCAUACAAUAAAACUUUGUAAACUAACGACAUCUUUUCCUUCGUGCAUCCCUACAACCGUAUGCUGCCGUGGAAAUACUCGUGCUCUUAAAUUUAUACAUAAUAUUUAUACUAUAUAACGCCAUCUCUACGCUUUUAAAUAAUCCUCAGUCACCAUUUUUUUGUUUUUUACGCAAAUUGAGAACAUAAUUUUUUCAUUUUGAUUUUUUGCUUUUGGUUGGAAGCAAACAAACAAAUUUUAUAAUCACCAUCUAUUGGACCAACAGCUGCUACAUUUGUAGGUGCCAUUAUUAACGUUCCAAGUGCACAAUUCCCUGUUGCAGCAAAAUUUAUUCAAUUUUUUUCUCGACUUUACUUCUGCCAUCAAAACAAACAAAUCAAAAAAAAUAAAGAGAAACAACUUUAAACGAAAUCUCUGGCAGUGUUGCAAUGUUUUAAGUUUUUUUAUUCGUUUUGUGAAUGAAUUUGUUUCGCCUCCCACAUUUGGCAUCAGUACCUGAACCACUACAACAGCAACAACGCAAACAAAUAACUACAGCUAUUACAUUUACAAAAACAUCUCGUGCUACUGCUGCCAUCAUCUGGUUGCUUAAUCUGCAAAUGCUUUAAAGUAUAAAUAUUUUCGCUUGAAUGGUAUCAGGAUUCAUACGAAUGUUAUCAGUAUGAGAGUAAAUUCUGUUGCAAUUGGCUUGUCAGUUGUUUUUGCGCUUAACAUAACAUUGUUGAUUCAAUCGGUUAUGGGCGAUGAUUGGUCCCUUUCAUGUGCCUCAAACUGUACCUGCAAAUGGACAAAUGGAAAGAAAUCAGCCAUCUGUAGUUCAUUGCAAUUGACUGCCAUCCCUACAACGUUGAGUACAGAACUUCAAGUGCUGGUGUUAAAUGACAACCAUAUUCCGUAUUUGAAUAGGGAAGAAUUUGCUAAUCUAGAGCUUUUAAAUUUACAGAGAAUAUAUUUGAAAAAGUCUGAGGUACAAUAUGUGCACAAGGAAGCGUUUAAGGAUCUAAAGAUUUUAGUGGAAAUCGAUUUGUCGGAUAAUAGAAUAGAAAUGUUGGACAAGGAUACAUUUAUGGGAAAUGAUCGCCUAAGAAUACUUUAUUUGAAUGGGAACCCUCUUAAGAAAUUAGUGGCAUAUCAGUUUCCUGUUUUACCACAUUUAAGAACACUUGACUUACACGACUGCCUGCUGUCCUAUAUAGAUCCCAUGGCUUUGGCAAACCUGAAUAUGCUAGAGUUUUUGUAUUUAAAAAAUAAUUUACUGGAGAAUUUGAGUGAAUACGUAUUUCAGCAUAUGACCAGUUUAAAGACAUUGGUACUGGACGAGAAUCCUUGGCAGUGUAAUUGUAAAUUGAGAAAAUUUCGUUCCUGGUAUGUCAAUAGCAAGUUGUACAGCGAAAGUCUAUUGUGUAAGGGACCUCCUUAUCAUAAGGACAAAACUUGGGAUAGUGUGGAAGAAGAACAGUUUGGCUGCUCACCUAAAGUGGAGAUAUUUAACAAUGAAGAUGUUCAGAAUAUUGAGAUUGGCAGCAAUGUCACAUUUAGCUGUUUGGUGUACGGAGAUCCUUUACCGCAAAUUUAUUGGGAACUCAAUGGUAAAAUCUUAGAUAGUGAAAAUGUCAUGUUUGAGGCCGAAACCAUUGCCUCUGAUAAACUGUGGAGUAAUCUGACUGUGUUCAACAUGACCAGUUUAGAUGCUGGCACAUAUGUUUGCUCUGGCACUAAUGUGGUGGGAGUGGGUUCACAAAAUAUAAGUAUAUAUCUUACUGAAAUUGUUCAACAUGUUCUCGUUAAAACUCCGGAAACUUUUUGGUAUUUUGGCUUGAUAAUGGGUACCUUUGGUACUGUGUUUUUGCUGAUUCUUAUUUCAUUUGUGGCUUGCCUAUGCAAGCGAACAACCCGUCAAAGAAGACAUCCUAGUAAAACCGGUGUAAAGCCCAGCGUAAGUUUUAAUGAUCAAGAGAAAAAGUUACUGGAUUUAAGCAUCACUACUACGACUAAUGAUCGAGUAGACAGUUGUCUAGACAACAACCACAGCACUGCCACGGCAAUGAGCAAAGCAGAAUCAGUGAUGGGUUUUGAACCAAUUGAAAUCCAUUCCUCAGAUAAUCAUAGAUCAAGUGUACACGGUCACCAUGCUCUUAUGAUGGGAACACAUCAUCAAUUGCCACAUCCACAGCAAAUGCAACAUAAUCAUUCUCAUAUGCCACCCACUAGUGCUGCUGGCUCCCAUGUGUCUAAUCAUCCACAACAAUUGAUGGCUGUGAGUGAUGGCUCGUGUAGUGUGGUAGGAAUACCGACUUCUUUGGCAACUUCAGUAAACUCAGAUGGGCAUAACAAUCAUAUAUCAGAAGAAUUUCCACUUAAUGUUGGGGUGUUUCCCCCGCCACCAGAAUUUUGUUCGAAUAUAGUGGCGAACCCUACUUACGGCAACAUUUUUAUUAGUGUCUCGGUAACACAAGACAUGCUUGAUGGAGCUGAUAUCAGCAUGUACCCUGACUUAUUGAACAUACCCCAGAGACUACAAGAUAAUGGUAUGUCAUCGGUAGUCGUCACUCAACAGACUUCAAGCAACUCGAAUCAAGCUAAUUCUCAUGGUGCUGAUACAAUGUCACCUCCACCAUCAGCACAGCAGCAUCAACAACAGCAAUUAACUUCUUCCAUGGUUGGAAAUCACUCUUCUGUUAAUGUUAAUUCAUUUGCCACAUUACCCCGAAAUAACCAGAGGAGAGGAAUUCUCAAGAAGGAUUCAUCAUUGCAGCAUCAGCAUCAACAACAGCUACCACAGCCCAAUCUCUACACUCAUGAUGAAAUUGUCUCCUAUCACAACCUGGACACAACAUACAGUCAAGGCUAUCAGGAGCACCAAACGGAGCUAAUAGGCCUUCCACCUCCGCCACCACCACCAUCGGUAAAAUGCCAUCAUGGCCAACAUUCAACAAAUGCUACCUCCAAGUCUUGUUCAGGUUGCAUGUCAACAGCUUUACAACCACCAUCUGCCUGUCCCAGCCCGCCUAAAGAUGCCACACCCCUAAGACCACUAUAUAAAACGCAAAAUGGUUCAGCGUGCUUAAAAUAUGACAAUAUGGGCAGACGAAUAACGGCCAGUGGCAACUCGACUCUGUCUUUGCCCGACGAAGAGCGCCUAGAAAGCGAAACACUGUUCAACGAUGGCAAUCCGCUGACGAAGACUCCCGCCUCCAAAGUAGCAACAAAACUACAAGACUGCCAAUCGUCAUCCCCCACGCCAACAUCAGGGACAACACAAAAUAAGGCUGCAUCGAAGAAUAUAGACACGGGUAGCGAAUUUGUGUCACUCUAGUAUUACGGGACCCAAGUGUAAAUAGUGAGAAUGAGAGCUUUGCAAAUUAGUAACAUUAGAAAUAUGAAUAUUUAUUAGUUUUUUAUUUAACUAGAUUCACUAACUAUAGUUAACACUCCAUUCAAAACUCAUAUAUAUAUACAAACACACAAACUCUUACACUUAAUAAAAUGACAAAACAAUUAAACUUUAAAAUAAUUAAAAGAGGAAAUAACAAUCAAAUCUACUUGUAACACAAAAAAUAAUUAAAACCAAAUCGAAGAAAGGAGUACAUUUACAGCACAGCUUGAGUUGUAGUUGUAAUAUGGCAAAACAUGCAAUUUCGAAAAUGUAAGAAGUGCUGUAAUUAAAUUCUUAAAAAUUAGUAUUAAUAAAAUUUAAUACAUACAUUUUGAUUAUAAAUCUUGAGAAAUACUAAAGAAAUUUUAAUUAGCAUUUUAUGGUUGCUUCCGAUAAUAUCAAAAAAAAAAAAAAAAAAAUUUGCAAUUUAUUGUCAUUUUAUUUUUCUUAGUUCCAAAAUCAAAUGAUAAAAUCAAAAUAUGUAAAUAUAAAUGGUUCUCAUCUUUAGGUGAAAUAUCUGAUUUAGGUUUUUUAUAUGUAUAUAAUUUAUUUUUUCUCUUCUGACCAAAGUACUUUUGAACUUGCAAAUCAAUUAAGAAGAUUUUGCAGUAUUCUGCAGAUUUUUUUUCUAUAUUAUUUAUGGUAGUUAUUAGUAGUUAGGGCUUUUAAGUCACAGUUUUUUAUAAAUUAUUUAUAUUUUUUGUUAGAAUUGAGAGAAAUUAAAAAUGAUAAUUUUUAGUACAAAUUAAAUCAAUUGGUGUUACAAAUGAGAAAAUAAAAAAUGGAGAACUCUACUUAGAUUUAUCGUUUUAUAUGUCUUUAUAUUGUAUAGUUAUAAAUUGAUUUUUUAGAAUCACAAUAAAUAGAUGAGCUUACAUAAGAAAAAACUAUUUACUAAAACUAUAUACGUAUAAUUUUGUUAGUUUUUAAUAAAAAACACAUUGUAAAUUAACACAUUUUGCUAUAAGUCUACUUCCAAAAUAAAUGUAUGAUUAAUAAUAAUUUGUAGUUUCAAAUUUUUAAUUUUUUUUAGUUAUUUUCCUAAAAAUGCAUGUAGCAGCUUCAAACUAAUAAGUUUUAUUUUUUGUUGUUUUCGCACAGGUUUUUUAAAUUAUCGGAGAUCAGAGAUCAUAGAUAACUAGUCUUAUUGAAAUUCUGAGAUACUACAACCUUUGACUUUAUUUUCAGUCUCUAUUUUUUUAAGUAAUAUGUAUGACAUAUUUGUUUAUUUCUGAUUAGUUAGAUUCUGUGUUCAAAGGCUGAACAAGAAUGAACAAAAAUAUCCAAAAAAUGUUAAGUAUUUAAAAUGAUUUUUUUUGCUAUGGAUGUUGUAGAUUUUGUUUGUAAACUACCGGCUUAUUGUCUGUCUAUUCUUUUGUCUGACCAAUCCAUUUUGUAAUACAAUGAAUGUGUUCUUUUCUGUUUAGCCUUAACCAUUUAAACAUUUUUUUCAAUUUCUUUCAGCUGAUAAAACAAAAUAAAAUAAAUAAACAUCUGAGAUAAUUUUCUUAUUCACAUGGUAGAUGUUCUACAUACAUACAUUCGUAAAUAGAUAUAAAUUGUUAAACUUUUUCAUUAUUUUCUCAUUUUACAGAAUUUGCAUUAAAUAAUGAUAUCCAAACUUGAAUUUAAAUGAAAAAAAAUUGUAAAAUAUUUCCACAUGCAAUAUCUUCAAUUAGCAUCAUCAUAUCUACAAAACAGAAAAUAAACAAACAAACAAAAAGUACUAAUAAUAAAUUAAACAAACAAUUUAAGUUUUUAAUCCAAUUGUGCUAUAGCCAUUAGGUUUUAAAUAAAUAUGUGAAAACAAUAAUUAUUGUUAUUAAAAAAAAUAGAACAAAACAAAAUAUAUAAAAUUAUUCAUUUUUUAUUUUGUUUAGUCAAAAAUAA
This is a messenger RNA of Lucilia sericata (common green bottle fly), 6336 nucleotides long. RefSeq names its product leucine-rich repeat neuronal protein 3. The transcript has 2 exons. NCBI's taxonomy places the organism in Eukaryota, Metazoa, Arthropoda, Insecta, Diptera, Calliphoridae. Gene Ontology annotation, molecular function: protein binding. Bases 1732 to 4386 code for a protein of 884 amino acids. The record is from RefSeq and is a predicted model, not a curated record.